Messenger RNA from Exophiala oligosperma, 2632 nucleotides. RefSeq lists its product as uncharacterized. NCBI's taxonomy places the organism in Eukaryota, Fungi, Ascomycota, Eurotiomycetes, Chaetothyriales, Herpotrichiellaceae. Gene Ontology annotation, cellular component: membrane. The coding region runs from base 470 to 2152 and encodes 560 amino acids. The transcript has a single exon. The record is from RefSeq and is a predicted model, not a curated record. Gene Ontology annotation, molecular function: acyltransferase activity, transferring groups other than amino-acyl groups. Gene Ontology annotation, biological process: polysaccharide biosynthetic process.
CCAGUAAUUGUACUCCGUUAUCGUCCCACAGUUUUUUUGGGUCUCUCGGUCUGGAGAUAUACCUCUUGUCUCUCGACAUCCCUUCUUUUUCCAGCUGGCACCCCCCGCCUCGUCGUUCGUUCUCUUUACGACCUCCGUACACUGUCACCACUGUUCCACCAGCUAUUCCAUGCUUGAGGGGGCCAAAGAAAGGUCACAACUCACAUCUUGACCCGUCUCAUGUCGGUCCUUUUGAUUUAAUCAACCAACAAAGAGGCUCCAUCAGAUCGAAACUAGGGCGCGCCCGCGCCCUUACUACUCCUCUGCCCUCUUUCACCAACCUCAACCACUUUUCUCCCUCUCACACGACCUUGACACAGUCAGUGACCGUUUCGUUGUAAACUUAACUUUCCAUGUGGCGUUGAUAUCUCCCCGACAAACUUUGUCUCUCCUUUGUACAUAAGGUUCCCCCCCAAAAAAGAGAUUCACCAUGGGGGUGGAAGAUUCGCGCAAGCUUCAAGAACCACUGCUUGAGGAAAAGGCUGGUUUAUCUCCAUCUUCAUCUUCUUCUUACGACGACGAUGACCUUUCUCUCACCGGUGCACCAUCGCGAAUCCUUUCCAAAGCCGCCAUGCUUUUCCGACCUCACCAUGCCUACCGGCUGGGUAAACGGUUCGCGUACUGCUUCGUCCCUCAACUCCUCAGAUCUCGGAUAUGGGACGAUGAGGCGCCGAAAUCGAAACAGUUCUCGACCAGCUACCUCAACGGCCUCCGCGGCAUCACCUCCAUCAAGGUCUUCACUUUCCACUGGCUGAUGGCGUUCAGCGGCGCCGGGUUCAUGCCCUGGGGUUGUGACGACCGCCACAAGUACGUCCUGGAACUGCCCAUCAUUCGGUACUUUUACGCCGGCUUCACCGCCCACGUCUUUUUCGGCAUCGCCGGCUACCUCACGACGUUGCGACUGUUUCAACUCAUCGACCGACACGACCAGGCCUCCCAGUCCAAGGUCCUCCUCAAUGUGUCGGGCGCCCUGUUCCGCCGCGCCUUCAGGCUCUACCUCCCGACCUUCAUAAUCACCCUCGUCACCGCCCACUACAUCUACUUUGGAUUCUACGAGGCGAACCGCCCCUUCCUGCUCGACCACGGCAAGCUGUUCCCGGGAGACUGGAACGAGCCCAAACCCGAACGGUUCGCGUCGUACUGGAUGCAGAUGAAAUUCUGGGGCCGGGAGAUGUUCGACCUGACAAACAUCUUCACCUACGGCGCCGUGUACCCGUGGCACGACCAGCACCUGUGGUCGAUCCUCGCGGAAAUGAAGGGUUCGAUGUUCCUGUACAUGAUCCUGAUCGCCACCGCGCAGUGUCGGGUCUACGUCCGUUUCGCCGUCAUGUGCGCCAUGACCUACCUCUACUUCCUCUGGAACCACUGGGAGAUUUGGGUCUACAUCCUGGGCGCCAUCGUGGCUCAGAUCGACCUCCUCCUGACCGAACGUGACGAGAAGAACAAACAAGUCCUGCCGACGCCUUGCGCGGACCGUUUCCCGCCGUCCCCACCUCGAUCCCCGGCGCCGGAAGAGAUGAUGAUGAUGAAGAAGCGCGAGCGUGAACAGCACGGCGGCGGCUGGAAACGGUACUACAGACACAACUUGCCCACCGCUGGACGUACGUGGUCGAGGGCUUUUGGGUUUUUCGUGGCCUUUUACUUCUUGUCUUACCCGAUCCACGGUGCUAGAGACCCCGCGCCGGGAUACAUGUUGCUUAACAAGCUCAUUCCGGAGUGGAUGGACCGGAAGGACAAGUUUUACGCCAACAUCGGCACCGCCAUUCUGUUGUUGUUGCUCGCUCGUUCCGACCCCCAGACGUCCAAGUGGAGACGGAUCCUCAACAGCGGUCUGGCUCAGUAUUUCGGCAAGAUCAGUUUCGGUCUGUACCUGACCCACGGACCCGUCCUGCACGCCUUCGGUUACAUGAUCCCCCAGAGGAUCUGGUGGAUGAUGGGGACCCAGGGGGUCGACACGACCGACGCCGUCUGGACGGCGGUGAUUGUCAUCGGAUGGGUCAUCAACCUCGCGUCUUGUCUCUGGGUCGCCGACGUCUGGACACGAGAGGUCGAAAGUCGCUGCGUCAAGGCCGUCAAGAAGUUGGAAGAUCUUUGUUUUGUCAAGACCAAAUAGAGUUGAAACUUGACAAAGCUGGUGAACUUGAUUGCCACCAGGGCUGAUGGUUCAAAGGAAGUCGGCAGAAAAUUCUCCUAAUUUUUGCUUGUUAGAAUCAAGUUCUCUUUAGCGAUGGGGUUGUGCUGGCGUUUUUUUUUCUUGGGGGGGCGCUUGGUUUUCCACUUUUCAAUGCAUAUGACAUUGCAUCACAAGUACAGUGUCACUCCAUUUUGCAUUGUGCUGCAUGGGGGAAUGGGAAUGAACAAACUGGACGAUUGGAAUUGCAAAUGGGAAAAUUGAGAAAUUGAGCCGAGAGAUUUGCAUAGAUCAAGACAAAGACUAUGCAUGCAUUAAUGGCAAUACUUUGUUAUCAUUGCCAAUGGCUUAUCCAAGAAGGAACCUUUCAAAGUCAAUCAGAAAAUCAGAUAUCAAAGAAUGAAAAACAAAUGUUCAAAAACCAUCUCUGAAACAUUCUGUAUGUAUACCAGUACUCAAAAU